UGUGUGUGUGUGUGUGCGCGUCUCUCUUUCGCAUGUGUGUGUGUGAGUGUCUGACCGAGAAACUCAAAACUAAGCCAGCCACGUCGGCUGCAUUUCAUUGAAACGAACUUCAAACUGUCACAACAACAACAACAACAGCAACAACAAAUAAGUAUUGUGUGUGUGCGUGUGUGUGUGUGCGCGUGAUAUGGUCAAAAUGGCCAGCGAGGAGACGGUCACGGAAACCGUCCACACAGAUAGAACCGAAUUGUCCCGAUUUGGUGAAUUCUGCCAGCGACGAGGCAUAAAUCCAAAUUUGAUUAUGCUCAAGAUAACGCUCUUUGUCAUGUACGGAGCCACUUCAUCACUGCUACCCUAUUUGACGAUACACAUGCAGUCGAUUGGAUUGACGGUGGAGGAGAUUGCGAUUAUCUAUUUGGCGCUGCCGUUUACAACCUUCCUCAGUCCACCGAUAACAGGUUUUCUCGUUGACAAAUUUGGCAAAUAUAAACCAGUCGUUGUGAUGAGUCUUCUGCUGAAUGCAAUUUUCCAUCAUUCGCUGCUCUUCAUUCCGCAGCAGGAGAUACCAGGAGUGGUGCCAUCUGCGUUCGUAUUGCGACAUCCGGACAGUGGCGACAUCGAGGUCUGGUGGUCGCCUUGCCCCAGCAGGGAGUGCCCCGAGGAGCCCGAACUGGAUUUGGCUGUCCAUGAAUGCGUCGACUAUUGUCUAAUGCAGGAGCAAGUUAAUCCACAACUUUACACUGAAUUGCCGGAUCCAGACAAGUUCGCAGCAAGGACAACGACACCAACAACAACAACAACAACGGUGGCAACUUCAACUACAACUGCGACUAGGAUAUUAUCCAAUACGGGCGAAAUCGAAACGAGAGAGCCAACAAUGCUGACCACUGUGCCACCAUCGACGACAUCAUCGCCCGCAUCCUCGUUACCAGCACUAUUUGCAACGCAAACGAGAAGCAGAUACCAAGAUGCACUUAAUAUGUCAUCGACCAUGUUCCCGCCACUGGAGAACGUUUCUGCAAUGUCCUUGCUGCAAUCGCCCCCGACAUCAUUAUCAUCAGCUGAAUUGCCAGCCAUGUCCAUGCAGGGAUUGAAUCCUUCCACAGUGGGCACUGUCAACAACAGCAGCUGGGUGCAUUCGGAAAAUGAGGGUGCCACAUACUUUAUGCUGCAAAUGCAUCCAGAUUUGGCGGAUCCCACGGAACAGUUGGGCAUGGAAAUCGAGCAGGAUGACAACGAGACGGUCACCGAUAUUAGGCAACGAUUCGGCGAGGAUAGACUUAUUAAAAUGCAAAUCAAUCUCACUGAUAUGGACGACCUGGAUUUGCGCUGUGGUGGCUUGGUGAGACGCACAAACAUAUCCUAUGUAAACGCCGGAGCCGUAAAGUGCAUGAUGCAACGUUGCACGUUCACAAUGAAUGCACCAGAGAUUUGUCCGCCGGACUACAAGGAAACAGAUGACACAAUAUUCUGGGUAUACUUUCUGCUGCGAUUCCUGGCAACAACUAUGUUGUCGGCUGGUGUCACCAUUAUGGAUCCCAUAGCUCUCACAAUGAUUGAGAAAUAUGGCGGAGACUUUGGACGCGAACGCUUGUUCUCCAGCAUUGGCAUGGCCAUCUUUUCGCCCAUCACCGGCAUUAUGAUUGACUAUUCAUCCCGUGGAUUGGGCUACACAGACUACUCGGCUGCAUUUUAUACAUAUGAUGUGCUGCUUGUCAUAUCGACAAUGUCCGUUCUAAUGAUGCCGCUGGGCGAGAAGCUGCCGGCGGAUAAUGUCUUUCGGGAUUUGUGGAAUCUAUUGAAAAUGCCGCACGUGAUAGCGUUCAUCUGUUUUCUGUUUGUCCUCGGCAAUUUCUGGGGCUUUAUCGAGAGCUUUCUAUUCCUGUAUCUCAAGGAGCUCGGCGCUCCCAACUACUUGUUAGGCAUUACAAUUACUGUGGGCACCGUGAGCAGCAUACCAUUCUUGUAUGGAGCUGAGAAAAUCACACGGAUCUUUGGGCACGUUAAUUUGAUUAUCAUUGCGUUCUUUUCGCACGCCGGACGCCUCGUGGGAUAUUCGUUUAUCGAGAACGCCUGGUGGUGCUUCCCGUUCGAGGCCAUGGAGUCGCUCUCCUGCCAUUUGAUGUGGGUGGCAGCUGCCACCUAUUGCUCCAUAUUGGCGCCGAAAAGUCUGUUGGCCACGCUGAUUGGCGUACUUGGCAUGGCUCACUUUAGCUUGGGGCGCGGCAGUGGCAGCUUUACGGGUGGCCUGCUGAUUGGACAGUUUGGGACACGUGAUGCCUUCCGCUAUAUGGGACUGCUUGCCGUUGUGGGUGGCAUUGCGUAUGGGCUGCUACAUUUGAUUUGGCUGCGCAAAUUCGAUCACACAAUGGAGGAGUCGGAGGAGGAUGCCGAGGCCGUUGAGGCGGGCGAAACUGAAAAGCUUACCGAGCCAGCGACCAAGGAGCAGGGCACCUCAAUGUCUCUGGAGCGCUUGAGUCUGAUGAUCAAAUACAAUCAAAUUGGCAGUUUGUCAUCGCUGCCGCGCGGCUCUCGGGCCGAUAUACACGACCAUUUGUCGGUGCGACGCAGCAGCUACAAUGUGGAAUCGCUGCGGGGAGUGCCGAAGCAUGGCAACAUUGGCAGCAGUGCCUCCAAAGUGGAUAUUUUGCGUUCGGCGCUCGAAAUUAAUCACAAGUCCUCGAACAAUUCGAUGCUGAGCAAAGCCGAUAACAAAACGUCAAAUCAAUCACUGGGUCGCAAUCGUGCCGACAGUGCGCCCAAAUUGAAUCACAGCAAUCUAAAGAACAUUUCGCAACCCGCCCUCGAGGGUGUCGUUCUGGAGGGCGUGGAAUCAACAUUUUUUCCGAGCCGCAUGAAAAAGUAUCCAAGUGUUUUGUUAACUACCAUACCCGCUGUCGAUUUAUCCGUAAUACCCAGCUCUAUGCUAAUGGAUCAGGAGGGACCGAAGGUAAUACCCGAAGAAACGGAAUUGAAUUCGUCCAAACAAAUUGUGGCUGGCUCUGCGGAGGAGCCGGUCUCAACAUCACAGUCCAAUGCAAACGGAAAUGGGAGUGGAAACGUGAACGGGAAGGGUUCGCAGGAUGAUGACAACUGAUGAGAGUGCAUCAAGCGCCGUAUCCGAAUACUGUGCGUAUGAGUGACAUUAAAAGAAACAAAAUGAAAUUACACAAACCAACAUGAAUAAUGCUUUGUGUGCAUAAAAUGAUAAACUAAUUAUUGUUAGCUGUACAUGUGUUACGAGUAUGUUAAAUAAAUGUUGCAAAUAAAUAAAAUAUAGUUGUUGAGCAGAA
Drosophila grimshawi is the source of this 3293-nucleotide messenger RNA. RefSeq lists its product as uncharacterized. The record is from RefSeq and is a predicted model, not a curated record. The transcript is spliced from 12 exons. Bases 188 to 3097 code for a protein of 969 amino acids. NCBI's taxonomy places the organism in Eukaryota, Metazoa, Arthropoda, Insecta, Diptera, Drosophilidae. Gene Ontology annotation, cellular component: membrane.